UCUAAGAGUGCUAUUGGUUCAGCUGUAGCUUUCUCGAUCAUAAGGACGCGCUUGGUUGCUAGGGCAGUGUUUAAGCCUUUGGAGCAGUGUCAUGCCGGAGAAGGCGCUGGUAACGCUCCGGUUUGGACCGUAUUCGUCCAGCUCUGGAUUAGUGGAUCAUCGCGUUUCCAGGCUUCAGGGUCUGCGAGCUGUGUUGGUUUCUAAUGGGCACCAAGUUAUUUUAGAAGAAAUGUUGGAUUGGAACACAGUAGAACUGAUUGUCAAUGGAGAACUUGUAUUCCGGUGUAACAUUAAAGAUCUGGACUUUGGUGGAGAUGGGCAACUAGACCCGCUUUGUGAAGAAGCCAGAAAGGCAGUUCAAAAUGCUUAUUAAUGAAGAAAUUGUCACGUAUUGCUUGUUUGAUCACAGUUUAACUGUCAUGCAGUUCUGCUUCAACUUGCUGUUUUACAGUUUACAAUAGCAUAAUAAUAAUUCCCACAUAAGGUCCCUGCAGUGAAUCUCUCUAGCCCUAAAAACUUAGAACAUCGACACCAGAACUUACACAGAACUCAACAAAGAAGAGAAAAAAUAUGCUGUAAUAUAACUUUGCCUUGGUCGAGAAAACUGAUAGCAACCACUGAUCAAUUAACAGUUAUUAUUGGUUCUGCAAAAUGGGGAGAAACACACAGUUGAAAAAUUAAAGAAUUUAUUCCUCACU
Messenger RNA from Xenopus laevis (African clawed frog), 698 nucleotides. It is a transcript of the gene c7h10orf53.L, whose product is annotated as UPF0728 protein C10orf53 homolog. The coding region runs from base 92 to 373 and encodes 93 amino acids. The transcript has 3 exons. The record is from RefSeq and is a predicted model, not a curated record. NCBI's taxonomy places the organism in Eukaryota, Metazoa, Chordata, Amphibia, Anura, Pipidae.